This is a messenger RNA of Letharia columbiana, 738 nucleotides long. RefSeq lists its product as uncharacterized. Lineage: Eukaryota; Fungi; Ascomycota; Lecanoromycetes; Lecanorales; Parmeliaceae. The transcript is spliced from 2 exons. The record is from RefSeq and is a predicted model, not a curated record. Bases 1 to 738 code for a protein of 245 amino acids.
AUGCGCAGAUGGGAAGAUGAACUGCGCUUCGACGCGAAAGAUGCUCUGCCACGAUUGACACCACAACAACGCGACGUCAUGAUGGCAGCGUGCAUCGGAUUCCGACUCAAAUACAACCCCAACAAAGAAUGGCGCGCGGAUCGUCUCAAGCAAGCUCUGACGGCUUGGAGGCAAGGCUUGCAAGCAGAUAAGCAGAGUCGCCAACCUCGAUGGAACGCAGCCCAUAUAAGGAAGACCGAGGAACACAUAGCGAAGACUGAGAAAGCAAUAGCGGCAGACGCAGCGGCUAGGAAAAAGAAGAGCGACGAUGAAAUGAAGGCGUUUUUCGGGGGGUUUUGGGGGAAUGCUUUUGCUUUAGCUACUUUAGCAUUCUUCUCCAUCGGCCCACUUGCCAACUUCGUGUUGAGUUGGAUCCUGACGCCUGGGGUCAAAAAGCGCGAGGGAGCUAUACUGGCUCGGAAAAUCAUAUUAAAUCUGGACCGAUGCCAAAAUUACAUCGAUGAGGAGGAUCAUACCCUGUUCAACCUUCAACUUGUGGCCCUUUUCCAGGUCUCUCUUGGGUACGAAGCCCAAACUCGACGUACAAACAUUGAAGCCCAACGCCUUCAACUGCCAUUCUCUCUUCUCCUCAUCUUAUCAUUCUUAGUCGACAACCUGCCUAUCCGUUACGUUGCGAGACUCAACGCUUUUACCUGCGAAAUGUCGCCUCUCUUCAUGACCUUUGAUCAAUAUUUCUGA